AAUCCGAAAUUAAAAGAUCAUUACUCUCCGAUAAGACAAUUUCUAAAAAUCGAAAUGCCACUCUUACUUUGACUCAAACGAUUUCAAACAAAACAAAAUGAUAGUUAAAGCAGUUUAUGUAUUUAAAUUAUAAGUCUUGAUAUUGCAUCUUUUAUUUUAAUUAUUUUCUGCAUGCAUAUAAUUAAAUAAUAUAAAUAUUAUUUGUAGCGAAAAGAAUAUUUAUACAUCAAUCACAAUUGAAGGAAAAAAGAUUGGUGUAACUUUUACAACAAAUCUUAGUACAAUAACAUUUUAACAAUAAAUCUUAUCAUAAAAACAUAUCAAAUUAUUUUAUAUAAAAACACAGACGAGUUAUGAAUCGAAUUAUACAACGGACAAUAUUUGAUGAUAGAAUUGAAAUCGACUGAAAAUCGCAAUUGAGACAGGAACAUAUCGGCGUGUAAGAUUACAUAAAAUAAUCAUAUUAACUGAAGUAAAUGAUUGAGAAGAAUACAUCAGAAUAAAUGUCAUUUUGUUUAGAAAAAUAUAUUUCGCGUCAAUGUACAAGUUACUUAAGUCAUAGUAUUCAAAGAAAAUAAGUCAAUUCAAAGAAAAUAAAAAAUCACAGUAAGACGUGGUCUGAAAAAUUGGCAUACGAUUCCCAUUACGAACACAUUUUGGUAAUAGGAAUCUUAUUUUUGAAUUAUGAAAUUGCUUGACUUGAGAUCUCCUGCAAUUUUCCACUUUUACAGCCUCAACUUUAAUCAUGGAGUGAGCACAGGCACGAUGGCAUGCUCCUAUGUCUCUACAUCAAAGCAUCAUUGACAGAGAGAUCUCUGUACUCUCUGUACAUAUUGAGUUCCAGAUCUUGACUCAUACCUUAGCCAAAUGUCAAAAGUUCUUGAUUUUUACUGGCGAUUUCUCUGGUAUAUUUCUUAAAUUUUUUCAGUUGACGCAGAAAAUGCCAAAAUCUGGACUUUGCAACAAUGACAUCGGGCGCAAAUAUCCUCAUUUUGUAUAGUGGUGUGAUUGUUUCUUUUUCUAUUGACAACUUGCGUUCGAUUACGUCGAACUCUUUCAAUUUUGCAAUUUUGGAUGAACUACUGCAUAUGUAAAGCAUAGUAAUUAAAUAUGAGUUUUCUUAACUGACUUCACUCUUAGCUUUUAUUUUGCCGUGUGUGUGCCUUGAUGACAAAUCAGAAACAGAUCAACAUACUUUUGGUUACCUCGGAAAUGGAACCAUUUAAUUUCCUAGUGAAAUAUUACUGUUUAAACAGAGAUAAAAUAUAGACUUAAUAUCUUACAAAAUUUCAAAUCAUAUUGAAGUAGAUUAAAAAAAAAAUUUCAGGUAUUCCUCAUUAACAAUGUUUUGAAAAUUAUAUAAUAAAAUUAAUUUUUAUUGAAUUUUUUAAACAUUUUAUUAUAAAUAAAUGCCUACUCAACAGAACAUAAAUAUUUAUGUAAUAUAAAUUUGUAUACAAAAAUAAAUUAUAUUUGUACUAUAUAGAUUUUUGAUAGUUUAUUCAUUCACUUAAUAUUUAUCAACGAACUCGAAUGUAAUGUUGGCAUAGGAAUAUCGUGAUAUUACUUAUCGAGUUAUAGUCUAUUUAUUCCGAAAUAAAACUAACACUGCACCAUCUAUUGAUAAUUUUAUUAGUCAUGUAGUUUAUAAGUAGUUUACAAAGUGUUAAGUUUAUAUUUUUCGUUGUUAUUUUAGUGCUAAAAUUUAGUGCUUGUUUAAUAAAUAUAAUUUAUAAUCAUGAAUAUAGCAAAUAAAAUACCAAAUCUUGAUAAAAUUUUACGAGACGAUGAUGAAUCUGAUCUUAUGCCAGCGGCAGGAGCAAAUUUAGCAGCUAUUUUUGGAUCAGAAGCUAAAAGAUCAUCUCUGAGUUACUCUCCAACAAAACAAAUUUCUAAAAAUCUAAAUACAUCUCAUAUUUUGACUCAAACAAUUUCAAACAAAACAGAAGUCAUAAUAGCUAAAGCAGUUUAUGCAUUUAAAUUUGAAAAUGGUUUUUACAUAUCAGUCACAGUUGAAGGAAAAAAGAUUGGUGUAGCUCUUACAAGAAAUCUUGCAACAAAAGUAUAUCAAAUUAUUUUAUAUAUAAGUAAGGAAAAAUAUGUAUCAGUUGCUACAGUGACACGUGAUUUUUCAUAUAUAAUACAACCAAACAAUUAUUCACAUUAUUAUGAUAGUAAUAUGAAAAAUUGGUCAAUUUUAUUUGAAAAUAAUGAUGUUUGUAUAGAAUUUGCAAGAGAAGUAGCUUUAGCUCGAUAUUUUUCAAAAAAUGGGAAAAUAGAAAAUGUACUUUAUCAAGAUUUAUCACCAGUUAAUAAAGAUGUAACAGUAAAAGAAGGAGACAGUAUAUCUAUCAAAUAUUUGAUUGUAACAGAUAUAAUACAACCUCUUAAAAAUAUCCCCACAUAUCAAACAAUGACAGUAGAAAUAUCUGCAGAUGAUAAUUGGGAAAGGGCACUUUUAGAAAGCAAUAAAGGAUCAAAAAGAAUAUUAUUUGUGCCUCCUAAUAAACAGAUUAGUCUAGGACCAGGAUUUCCGAAAGAAAAAGAUAUUUUAUUAGAAGUAGAAAUAAUAGAUAUACAAACAUUCGAGUUAUCACAUUUGCAUAAAACUUCAAGUGAUAAAGCUUCCAUUAUAUCACGAAUGGCAAAAAUGGGACAAUCAAUAUUACCAAAACUCCCAUCUAGUACUACAGAUUCUGAGGAUACUGAAAUUGAAUCAUCUCAAGAAGAAUUACAAAAAGAACAUUUUCCAGCAGAAUUUGGAGAUGAAAUGUUACAAAAUUCACAUCAGGUAUUAAAACUACAAAGUGAUGAAUCUGUGACAAAUAUUGCUUGUAAAUCUUUUGUUAAAUCAUCUGUGUUUACUCCUCAAUGGUCUCCUUCACAACCAAAUUUUGUUACUAUGGGUGGUCAGAUAUAUACAGAUAUCAGAUCAUUACAGUCACAAACAACAACUUCAACAUUACCAACAAUAAUAGAUCCAGGAUUAAAUAUGUUACUGUCUGAAACUAGAAUAACAAACGCAGAACUACGAAUGGGAAUGUCUAAGAUAGCUGAUAAUGUGCAAAAAGUGCUUGAUAAGUUUCAUGUUCUUGAACUUCAAAAUGCUACAUCUCCUACAAAAAAUAGAAUGAUUUUGGAUAAUACUUUAAAAAUGUUAUCCAUUAAUGUAACUGAAGAAAAGGAUAGUCAAUCACAGAAUAUAUCUAAUAUAGCUACUGAUAAUUUCACACAAUUAAUUGAAAUGAAAGAAAGAAUAAGCAUAUUGGAGAAAGAAUUAAAUCAAUCAAAAGAACAAAUAAAAGAUCUCGAAACUCAAAAAGAAUCUUUAAUACAGACUAAUGAAAAUUUGCAUAAAACUAUUAAAGAAUUAGAAAUAUCUUUAAAAGAUACGAAUAUUGCAUUCACUAAUGUGAAAAAAGAUUUAGAAGAAGCAACGAAACUUAAUAACAAAUAUAAGGAAAAGACAAUGGUAUUAGAAAAUAAAAUGCUUAAGCUUUCUGAAGGAUGUGCUGAACAACUUACUAAUUCUAAAAAAAUAAAUGAAAAUGAUAAUAAAAAGAAGGAGAUAAAAUGUAUAAUGAAUAAAAUUUAUCACGCUUUAUUGGAUAAAUUUAUAGAUGAAUACUCUGUGAAUUAUAUAAGAACAAUAAUAGCAGAUACAAUAAAGAAUGUUACAUUACAAGUUUUAUAUAAUUCUGAUGAGACUAAUGAUGGUACUGAAUUAAAAUCUAACAAUAUAGAAACUGAAGUUUCGAAAACUGAUAAUACGGAAUCAAAAGUUUCUGGCUUUGUACAGGUGUCUUCUAUCUUACAAAAUGAACCACCACCCAUUCCUCCUAUAGACACUGAGGAUGAUAAUGAGUGGCUACAUUAACGAUUGUAUUCUUUUUGGUUUAUAAUUCUGCUUUGAAAACACAUAAAAAAUUUCAUGUAAAUUAGAAAUUUGAUUGCACUUAAGGAUAUCUUAGAAUUUUUUUAAAAAAACCUGUAUAUUGAUAUUAAUAAAUAUUAUUUUAAAUAUAUCGGUGAUUUAUUAUUCUGUUGUAGUAGGUUAUAUAGGGUAUAGAAUAAUAAUAGGUUAUUAAAUCUUAUAAUAAUUUACGUAACUUUUGAUCCCUCGAUAUUGAAGAAAUUAUCGACGAAAUUAUGCCGAUGAAAAAUUAUGUCGCUAGUUUAUUCUGUGGCUUCGAUUUCAUCGUGUAAAAUGUAAAAAUUAUUCGAAUGCAGAUGAAAAUUACAACAGUUGCGCUGUAGUUCAGUCACUUGUCUUGUAUCAGAAAUGGCGCAAAAUCAAGGUGCACGCUUUCGUGAAAAUCGGAUAUUAUAGAGCAUUGUUAAAAAGAAGGAAUGCUACGAAAAAUAUGACAGGACAUCAUUAAUUGUCACUUUUAUGAUGGAUAUAAAUACUGUAGAAGAUGAGGAUGUAUCUUUCCAUUUGGGGGAAAUGUUUGAUAGCUAUGAAGCAUUGGAACACAAGUUGGAGAGAUUUUCAAAGCGUAGUCUAGUUCACUAUUGGAGAAGAGACAGCAGAACCGUUAAUGGAGCUCAUAUGAAAACUGCUCGUCCAAUUAGCGAACGUUUAAAGUAUUAUUCUGUCAAAUAUGCAUGUAUUUAUGGUGGUCAGAAGUUUUUACCACGUGGAGCUGGCAGAAGACAGUCCCAAUCGAUAAGAACAAAUUGUCCUGCUCAUAUUAUGUUAAGAGCAUCAAAAGAUGGUACAAAGCUAGAGGUAACUAGUGUCAAUAAUGAACAUAAUCACGAAAUUUCAGAGGAACUGUUCAAAAAUCUUCCACAAGAAAGGAAAUUAUGUGGCGAAAUUAAACAGGAAGUACAAGAUCUCAUGCAAUUACAUAUUGAUCGAAAAAGAUUGAAAGAAUAUGUAAGAUUACGAACAAACAAGAUACUUAGGUCCAAAGAUUUAUUUAAUAUAGCAGCAGCUAAUAAACAAAAGAAGAAUAUAACGCCCGAGAGAGCAUAUCAGUUGUUUAAAAAAAUUCACGACAUAGAGAAAAUGCAAGGCAGAAACAAUGAUAGAAAAAUGUAUUCUGAACCUGAAGACGAAAUUGCACAAACAAUAAAAAGGAUAAAAAAAGAACAAUCUCCUUGGGGGCAAGAUGGAUUACCAACUGAAUUGGAAGUAGAUGAAGGAAAUGAUGGUGAUGAUUCUUACAGUGGUCAAUUAACACAAGAAGAAGUGGUAGAUGAAAUUGAUACAACAGAAGGUGAACUAUUGAGAACAAAUAAUGACGGGGAUAUUAUAGCAGCGAAUGGUGAAAUUGUAGGAGAGUUAGUAAUGCAAGAUGGAGAUCCAUCUGUAAUUGUCGAGUCCAUUGUGAACGCUGAUGGUUCUGUUUUUGUAGAUGAGAGAGAAUUUAAUACCUAUUGUAACAAUCAUUUAUCACACACUGUAGAUGGUAGUCAAUCUCCCAGUACCAGAGUUUUAGACAUUGAAACUAUCACGCCUACUGCUAAUAUGGAAAAAAUAAAAGGAACAUCUACUUCUCCUAAACAGCAAACUAGAUCUCUUACACCUCAGUCACAACAAACUGCAAAAUCACCAUCAAAUACAUUCAAUGAAUCUGCAGACUCUAGGAUUUGGAUCAUGAAAAAGGCCACAAAUACAGAGGCGGAGCCUGACAGUGGACCUGAAAGUGAAAUAAAUUGUUCAAAGUCGACGACAACUGUAAAAAGAAAUGUUGAUACCCCUGAGGUGAUACUGUCAGACGAAGCCAGUCAUCAGUUACUUCAAGAACAACUAGCUGUACUUCGUGCAGAAAAAGGAAAGCUGUAUCAUGAAACUGAAAUGUUAAAACUUAAAAAAGAUAAAUUAAAAUUACAGAUGAAUUGUUAUUCAAAUGAGAUACGAAAACAAGAAAUGGAAAAAGAAAAGUUAAGACUUGAAAUUAAAUUGCUACAGUCAAAGGUUAUGGAAGAUUCCAAUGAUGUUUCUCAUUAUAUUUUUGUGCCUUGAACAAUACUUUAUGGUUAAAGAAAUAAGUAAUUACAGAACAAAAGUAACAAAUUGUUUGUUCUGUUAUAAAAAUUUGCAUAAAAAUUGCUCGAAUGUUUUCAAACGUUUUAAUAAUGCUCAUUUAUUCAAUUUUAUUUAAUACCAAUUGCACUAGAAGUUUAGAAUAUUUAUUUUGUUUCUUGAUGAAAUGAAAUGUAAGAUAUUUUUUUGUUCCUUGAAACGUUGAAACAUUUUCACAAUAUUUUAUAUUUCAAUAUAAUAUUGAUAUCAUUUCCAUUGCAACUGAUAUAUGCAUAUUCUUUUAUAUUAAUAUUUAAAAGAGACGUUCAAAGCGAGAAGUUAUUGGAAAUAUUCUUUAUGCCAAUAAUGUGACUAAAUAUAGGACAAAUG
This is a messenger RNA of Heterotrigona itama, 6364 nucleotides long. NCBI's taxonomy places the organism in Eukaryota, Metazoa, Arthropoda, Insecta, Hymenoptera, Apidae. The record is from the annotation of a GenBank genome assembly.